Molecule: messenger RNA, 1197 nt
Organism: Miscanthus lutarioriparius
Lineage: Eukaryota; Viridiplantae; Streptophyta; Magnoliopsida; Poales; Poaceae
Source: the annotation of a GenBank genome assembly
AUGAGCCUUCAGUCGAGGAGCAGCAGCAGCGCUCGCCGAUCGAGGCGCAGGCGCUACCCGUGGCGGCGGCGGCCCCCCCGCGCGGUGCGGCCGAACCAGAAGCGGACCAAGAACUUCAGCGACAAGGAGGACGAGAUGCUGGCGCUGGCGUGGCUCAACGUGAGCGCGGAAGGGCCGGCGCACGGCGGCGAGCGCGCGCCCUACUGGAAGCGGAUGCACGACUACUUCCACUCCCGCAGGGACUUCGAGUCGGAACGCAGCGAGAACUCGCUCCUCCACCGCUGGUCCACCAUCCAGGACAACGUCAAGCGCUUCGACCGAUGCGUCGCCGACGUCGUCGACGGCCAGCAGGACGACAACUCGCUCACGCCUCAGGACACGGUGGUGCAGGCGCUGGCUCUGUUCAAGUCUGAGGACAAGAAGAACAAGUCGUUCCAGUUCCUGCACUGCUGGAACCUCCUGAGGUCGCACCAGAAGUGGAUCGAGAGGUCGUCGCAGAAGCUGGCGUGGAUCAACCGGUCGUCGUCGUCCCAGUCCCAGACCCAGGUGGCGGCCUACUCGUCUCAGAAGAAACAGAAGACGACUCCCGAGGCUGCAGGUCAGGAUUGCGAGGUGUUGGUACAGCCAGUGGAUGUGGAUAAGCAGAAAGAGAAUUUACAGCAAGGUGGAGCUGGUUUGUAUUACCUGGAGGCAUCAGAUGAUCUUUGGGGGAAGAGGAACUCGGCUAAUGAGGGGAGAGAGCUCAAAAUGGCCAGGGAGAUGAACAGGAUGAUACCGACAGAGACGAACAGGCUGAUGCGGAGAGACAGAUCAACAACAACAAUGGCGAGAGAGACAAACAUGAGAGAUAAACAUGCGCUGGAACAACAGAAGGUUGCGCUAGAACAACAGAAACAGAAGGUUGCGCUAGAACAGAAGUAUGCGCUGGAACAAAAGAAGGUUGCGCUAGAACAGGAGAGGAUUGCGCUAGAACAAGCCAGGGCUGCUAAUGAGGCGAGGAGCCUCAAGAUAAAGAGGAAAGAAUUGGACUUGAAGAGCAAAGAGGUGGAUUUGAAGAUCAUGUUAGAAGAAGAGAGAAUCAUGACUAAGGACACUAGCGGCAUGCCUGGGAUACAACAGCAGUACUACAAGAUGCUGCAGAAUGAGAUCAUGACUCGGCGGUUCAAUAGCUCGGGUUCACCUUGUAUGAACCACUAG